AUGUCAAGCGGCGCGCUUGAGACAAACGGCGUCCGCAUUGCGGUUGAGGGUUGUGGACACGGUACUCUCAAUGCCAUCUACGCCGCCGUAGAAAGGUCAUGCAAGGAGCGCGAGUGGGAUGGAGUCGACCUGCUCAUCAUCGGCGGAGAUUUCCAGGCUGUCCGCAACGCCGCCGACCUCAACGCCAUGUCGGUGCCAGCAAAGUACCGCGAACUCGCCGACUUUCACGAGUACUAUAGCGGAUCUCGCAAGGCCCCCUACCUGACCAUUUUUGUGGCCGGCAACCAUGAGGCGUCAUCCCAUCUUUGGGAGCUCUACUACGGUGGUUGGGUAGCCCCCAACAUCUACUACAUGGGCGCGGCCAACGUGCUCCGCCUGGGCCCGCUGCGCAUCGCCGGCAUGAGCGGCAUCUGGAAGGGCUUUGACUAUAAAAAGCAGCAUCACGAGCGGCUACCCUUCAACGCCGACGAUGUCAAGAGCUUUUACCACGUGCGCGAGAUUGACGUGCGCAAGCUGCUGCAGCUCCGCACUCAAGUGGAUAUCGGCAUCAGCCAUGACUGGCCCCGGGCGAUCGAGAAGCAUGGCAACAAGAAGCGCCUGUUCCAGAUGAAGCCUGACUUUGAACGCGAGUCGCGCGAUGGCUCGCUGGGGAAUCCGGCUGCCGAGUAUGUCUUGGAUAGGCUGCGUCCACCCUUCUGGUUCUCGGCGCAUUUGCACUGCAAGUUUGCCGCCAUCAAGCAAUUCAAGCAGCCAGAGAAAGGACAGGAGACCGAGGAAACCGUCCAAGCAGCCCCUAGGCCGAUUAUAAAUGCCAACCCUGAUGAAAUCGACCUCGACCUCGACUACGGAGACGACUUCCCGGGGAUAACAGCAGCAGCAGCAACAGUCGCCAAACGCCCCACUGAAUCACAGCCCGCUGGUGAGGAUGCCGCCGAUGAGGACGCCGCGCAGCCUUCCAUCGAAGAUACCAUAGACGAGACGGAAGCCCUACGCUCCCAACUCCCGGAGGCCUUCGCCCGACCCGCCCGCGUCUCCUCCACCCGCCCCACCCCAGGCCAACCAGUGCCCGAGGGCAUCACCAACACGACGACACGCUUCCUCGCCCUGGACAAGUGCCUCCCCGGCCGCAAGUUCCUCCAGCUCAUGGAGAUCCCCACCGACACCCCGCGCCCGGCCAAGCUGCACCUCCAGUACGACCCCGAAUGGCUCUCCAUCCUGCGCGCCUUCCACCCGCUGCUCAAGAUCGGCGACCGCACCGCCACCACCCCGCCCGACGAGGGCGAGGCCCACUACCUGGCCCUCAUCGAGGAGCAGCGGGAGUGGGUGGAGGAGCACGUCGUCGCGCAGGACCGCCUCGACGUGCCCGACAACUUUGCCGUCACCGCCCCCGCCCACCGGCCCGGCGUCGACGCCGAGGUGGUCGACGAGCAGCCGCUCGAGUGGACCAGCCCGCAGACGGCAGCGUUUUGCGAGAUGCUGGAUGUGGUCAACUACUGGGAUGCUAGCGAGACGGAGAGGAAGGUCAGGCGGGAGAUGGGGCCCGCGCCGGUUGAGUAUGGCGGCGGACGUGGACGCGGUGGUGGACGCGGUGGGUAUGGGGCCGCGGGAGGGGUUGAUUGCUAUCUCAUCGUUUCGGUCUCGUCGCUGAAGAGGGUGUAA
Molecule: messenger RNA, 1659 nt
Organism: Chaetomium fimeti
Lineage: Eukaryota; Fungi; Ascomycota; Sordariomycetes; Sordariales; Chaetomiaceae
Product: lariat debranching enzyme, C-terminal domain-containing protein
Exons: 3
Coding region: 1-1659 (552 amino acids)
Biological process (GO): mRNA splicing, via spliceosome
Cellular component (GO): nucleus
Molecular function (GO): RNA lariat debranching enzyme activity
Source: RefSeq, a predicted model, not a curated record